AUGUUUCCAAGAGCACACUUGUCGAUCUUCAAACCGGCUAUUGCACGCUUUGAGUUGCGUAAACGUGGGCUUUUUACAAUGACAACGUCUACUUGGAGACCCCAGGAUCACGUACCGCAAGAAAUAAAAGAUCUGCUUGCUAGUUCCGAUCAAAAUCAUGUUUUGGCUUUUAUGCAUAUUGUAGAACUACUCAAAGUCCAGAAACGGACAGGCUGGCUAGACCACAGAAUAACGGCUUGCGAAAGUAUCGCUGAUCAUAUGUAUCGUAUGGGCAUUACGGCCAUGUUAAUUAAAGAUCCUGCUGUCAACAGAGAUAAAUGCGUGCGUAUCGCUAUGGUACACGAUAUCGCAGAAUCCUUGGUUGGUGACAUUACACCUUUUGAUCCUGUGGGAAAAGAUGAAAAGCAUUUACGAGAGUUGGCUACGAUCAACUAUCUGUGUGAAGAACUGAUCAAACCCUACAAUCCCGUUGCCGCACAGGAAAUUUUGGACGAUUGGCUCGCGUAUGAGAACAUAAGCUCUUUGGAAGCCAGAUACGUCAAAGAUAUCGACAAGUUCGAAAUGCUAGUUCAAUGCUUCGAAUACGAGAAAAGAGCCGGUGGGAAGCGAGACUUGGAUCAGUUUUGGGACGCCAUUAAGAGCAUUAAAACCGAGGAAAUAAAAGGCUGGGCCCACGAUCUAGUUCAGAAACGCGAAGCUUGGUACUCGAAAUUAGGCAAAUGA
Molecule: messenger RNA, 723 nt
Organism: Lachancea lanzarotensis
Lineage: Eukaryota; Fungi; Ascomycota; Saccharomycetes; Saccharomycetales; Saccharomycetaceae
Product: LALA0S13e03202g1_1
Exons: 1
Coding region: 1-723 (240 amino acids)
Cellular component (GO): cytoplasm
Molecular function (GO): 5'-deoxynucleotidase activity
Source: RefSeq, a predicted model, not a curated record